Messenger RNA from Rotaria sp. Silwood2, 1101 nucleotides. The record is from the annotation of a GenBank genome assembly. NCBI's taxonomy places the organism in Eukaryota, Metazoa, Rotifera, Eurotatoria, Philodinida, Philodinidae.
AUGUUUGUCGUUCCCAAUACGGAUAUUUUGAAGUGCCCCAUUACCUGUGAAUUAUUUCGUGAACCAGUUACUGGUCAAGAUGGUCAUACAUAUGAACGAAAUGCCAUUAUAACAUGGCUUAAAAAAAAUGGUACAAGUCCAAUCACACGUGAACCAAUGACUAUCGAUUCAUUACGAUCAAAUCAUACUGUUAAACAAUUAAUUGAUGAAUUCAAAUCAUCAUCAUCACAAAAACAUUUUUUAUUCAAAUACGGUACCGAUAUUAGAAAAGCAGAAAAACGAGCUAUCUUUCAAGCACCUGGUAAAAGUAUUUAUCGAGCCGAAUGGAUAUCAAAACAUGGUCCUGCUAUUGUUCUACUUAAAAUCGACGGAGCUAAAGCAAGUCGAGAAGCAUCAUAUUAUGUUCAACUUGGUUGUCAUCCUCAUAUUGUACAUACAUAUGGUAUGGCUGAAAAUGAUACUAAUUCUCUUAUGCUUGUACAAGAAUAUGCAACUGAAGGUGACCUUGCAGAACUUUUAAAAGAAAAUGAAUUUCGACCAUCACAAUCAGUUUUAUUAGAAAUAUUUUUACAAAUUAUUGAUGCAAUGGCUUAUCUUGCCGAGUAUGGUAUUGUACAUGGUGACUUGGCUUGUCGCAAUGUUCUUGUUUUUCGAUUCAAUGAUGCCGAUCCUCAACAGAACUUAGUCAAAUUGACAGAUUUUGGUUUAACACGUGCCAGUACAUUGUAUUCUGUUGUUGGUAGUACAGCAGCAACAACACUGGCAGUCGUUCCUUUGAGAUAUGCAGCACCUGAAAUUCUUCAAAGUGCAGGUCUUUCAAAUUAUUCGGAAAAAUCAGAUGUAUAUUCAAUGGCCAUUUUGAUGUGGGAAGCUUGUUCACAAGGACAAUUACCUUAUGCAUCAAUUGAAGAUGAUAAUGAAGUUCAUCGACGCAAACUCAAAGGAGAAAUCUUAAGUCAACCUGAGAAUUGUGAUGAAGCAUUAUGGAAUAUAAUUGUUCGUUGUUGGCAUCAAAAAUCAGAAGAUCGUCCAACAUUUAAAGCGCUGAAACAAUCAUUGUUGGAAUCACAAGUACGAUCCGCAGCUAGGUAUACUUUCUGA